AUGACCCUUGUAACUGAAUUAACUGGACCGAACGCUUCGGUAAUCCCACGAAUCACCGCUCGACGAAUGAGAAUGGAAAUCCUCCCACAAAUCGCCAGUACAGUGGUUCCAAGCCCACAAGGUGUAAACAGAAGUAUUCUCGCUGUGGAAUUCUGGCACAGCAUUCCAGGAAGGCAGAACUUCGCAAACUUGACUCUUGGAUGUAGUGAUCGAUUGCUUCAGACAGCUAUCUUGAAAUCACCAACCGAUUCCAGGAGAAUUAUCAUUGAUAAUUUUGGAGGUGAUGAAGAAGCACCAACAGUGUUGCCAAAGGUUCUCAUCACGAAUAGACCGGAGGAGAUGAAAGAAUUACUUCGAAAUGAAUGCAUAAUAAUACCCUGCUUCAUUACUGCUUUGGCCACAGCUGUGACAAAUGCAAUCCGAAGACCAGAAACUAUUGCCUUCCUCCGCGACUUGAAGGAAUCUCUUGGUGUCUGUCAAAAUGGAACUUCUAACUUGAGUGAUAUCGCAUUGGAGGUCAUCACUUGGAGAGAAGUCUCUGAUCUUCUGGCACAAAACCGAAGCGAGAAGGGUCGAGAUGAUGAUGUCUAUCAGCUUCGAGGCAUUUUGGAGGUAAGAGGGGUUCGUGUAUAUAUAUAUAUAUAUAUAUAUAUAUAUAUAUAUAAAUUUUAA
Rodentolepis nana is the source of this 672-nucleotide messenger RNA. The record is from the annotation of a GenBank genome assembly. NCBI's taxonomy places the organism in Eukaryota, Metazoa, Platyhelminthes, Cestoda, Cyclophyllidea, Hymenolepididae.